Molecule: messenger RNA, 2017 nt
Organism: Brassica oleracea var. oleracea
Lineage: Eukaryota; Viridiplantae; Streptophyta; Magnoliopsida; Brassicales; Brassicaceae
Product: anthranilate synthase alpha subunit 1, chloroplastic
Exons: 8
Coding region: 125-1912 (595 amino acids)
Biological process (GO): L-tryptophan biosynthetic process
Molecular function (GO): anthranilate synthase activity
Source: RefSeq, a predicted model, not a curated record
AUUUCAUUCGCCAUUCGAAUAGAAUAUUAACAAACUAAUUACUCUUUUAACCGCUCGCUCGCACAUCAUUUCAACAUUCCGGCCGCCGGAGCCAGUGACCACCGCUUUUUCCCCAGCCGUUACGAUGUCUUCUUCCUCCAUGAAUGUGGCGUCGAUGCAACCGCUGAGCUUCUCUCGCCGGCUCGCUCCCUCCGCUGCUUCUCACGUACUCUCUUCUUCUGUGACCGUUACUGGCUAUUCCCGUAGAAGCUCGCCUUACGCGCCUUCUCUCCGUUCGAUUAAAUGCGUCUCUGCGCCUCCUGAAGCUUCAAUAGUGACUGAUACAAAAAAGCUGGCCGAUGCGUCUAAGAGCACGAACCUUAUACCAAUAUACAGCUGCAUAUUCUCUGAUCAGCUCACUCCCGUUCUUGCGUACCGUUGUUUGGUUAAAGAAGAUGACCGUGAAGCUCCUAGUUUUCUUUUCGAGUCCGUUGAGCCUGGCUCUCAGAUGUCCAGCGUUGGUCGUUAUAGCGUUGUUGGGGCUCAGCCUGCGAUGGAGAUCGUGGCAAAGGAGAAUAAAGUUAUUGUUAUGGAUCACAAGAACGGAAGCAUGAUUGAGGAAUACGUUGAGGAUCCAAUGGAGAUCCCGAGGAAAAUCUCUGAGUCGUGGAACCCUGAUCCUCAACUAGUUCAGGACCUUCCUGAUGCGUUCUGUGGUGGCUGGGUUGGUUUUUUCUCGUACGACACAGUUCGCUACGUCGAAAAAAGGAAACUUCCAUUUUCAAAGGCCCCUGAGGAUGAUAGGAACUUGCCGGACAUGCAUCUUGGUCUAUAUGACGAUGUGAUUGUAUUUGAUCACGUGGAGAAGAAAGCAUAUGUUAUCCACUGGAUUAGACUAGAUGGGAGCGUUCCCUAUGAGAAGGCAUACAGUAAUGGAGUGCAGCAUUUGGAGACAUUGGUGGCUAAGUUACACGAUAUUGAGCCGCCAAAGCUGGCUGCAGGUAACGUGAAUCUUCAGACGCGGCAAUUUGGACCAGCGUUGGAAAACUCAAACGUGACACGCGAAGAGUACAAGGAGGCUGUGGUGAAUGCUAAAGAACACAUACUCGCAGGAGACAUAUUCCAGAUUGUGUUGAGUCAGCGUUUUGAAAGGAGAACAUUUGCUGAUCCCUUUGAAGUUUAUAGAGCUCUAAGAGUUGUGAAUCCAAGUCCAUAUAUGGGUUAUUUGCAGGCUAGAGGAUGCAUAUUGGUAGCAUCAAGUCCAGAAAUUCUCACCAAAGUAAAGCAGAACAAGAUAGUGAAUCGGCCAUUAGCAGGAACCAGCAGGAGAGGGAAAACAGAGGUUGAAGAUAAAAGAUUAGAGAAGGAGUUGCUAGAGAAUGAGAAGCAAUGCGCUGAGCACAUCAUGCUGGUUGAUCUCGGCCGCAACGAUGUUGGAAAGGUUGCUAAAUACGGUUCGGUGAAAGUGGAGAAGCUCAUGAACAUCGAACGUUAUUCCCAUGUUAUGCAUAUAAGCUCCACGGUGACAGGAGAGUUACAAGACGAUUUAUCUUGCUGGGACACACUACGUGCGGCUCUACCAGUGGGAACAGUUAGUGGAGCACCAAAGGUAAAAGCCAUGGAACUAAUCGACGAGCUGGAGCCUACACGGCGUGGACCAUACAGUGGCGGUUUUGGUGGAGUCUCCUUUACUGGUGACAUGGACAUUGCUUUAUCCCUUAGGACAAUUGUUUUCCCGACAGCGAGUCAAUACAAUACGAUGUACUCUUACAAAGAUGCUAACAAACGCCGUGAAUGGGUGGCUUAUCUUCAAGCUGGAGCUGGUGUGGUAGCGGAUAGUGACCCGGAAGACGAGCACCGCGAGUGUCAGAAUAAAGCUGCUGGUCUUGCUCGAGCCAUCGACUUGGCUGAAUCCGCGUUUGUUAAGAAAUGAGUUUGCACACUCGAGAACAGAGGCUUUUCUUGAACUUCGAGUCAUGUAUAUAAUAACAGUUACAAGCAGAACAAGCUUUCUUUUCUUUAUUUUGUUGAAUUUUCA